AUGUUUGCCCAUGCUGCCUUCACCCUGGCCGUAGUCGUCAUUGGCUAUCUCGUGCGGGGCAACAUAGCGCGUGCGAUCCAGCCAACCCGACCCGAGACCCUAACCAACAACAAGGAGGACCAUGCCGAAGCUCUCGCUCUAGCGCCCGGAUUGAGUGACGAAGAAUUGGAAGGUCUCACCUCGCCUAAGACCUCAGGCUCUGAUCUAGUCGGCACUCUACUCGGUCGUCUCGUAGUAGCAACAUUCCAUGAUCCAAAUCGCCACUACUUACCCGAUAAUGCGAUCAAUGAGGUCAUUGUUCAGACAGCUAUCGAACAGGAGCUGGCUAAGAUCGAGAAAUUUCCAUCAAAGCAGGCUGACAAGUGGAACCGCGAACGUCGGUCUCAGCUCGCAACAUGGAUCCGUAUCAAGGCCCCGAAGGUAUUCGCUAUCACCAUUCAAUGCGACUUCGAACCAUAUCAUUUGCUACUGGCCAUGGCUAUGUUUCAGAGGUGCGAGAUCACUGACGAGAAGCUGCCACUGGUUGACAAACCGCCAAGUCAACAUAUAUUUCCUCCGCAGAUCUGGAAUCAACUCAAGAUCGUCAACUUUCGAGAGAACCAGUGGAAGUGUUUGGCUCCAGUAUUCGUCCAACAAAAGUACAGCUACGAUCUGAAAGCGCAAUGCAUAUUUCCAUUCACUUCCGAUGGGGCAGUUCCAAAGGAUGGCGCUUUUAGCUCCGUAUAUCGGGUCACAAUACACGAGGACCAUCAUGAAUAUCCAGAAAUACAUCAGGUAGCGCUUAAGGAGCUCAAAGUACCGCAAGGAGGAGAGCAAGCUGCUGGAACCGACCGGGCCUGGAACUUCGAAGCUACUGCUCUAGAAGCUAUCAGAAAGCUCAACCAUGCUCACAUCGUGAAAUGCAUAGCUGCUAUCCGAAGAGGCCAUAGUCGCUACUUCAUGUUUCCCUGGGCUGAUGGGGAUAGCUUGCGCGACUUUUGGGACAACACGCCGCGAGAGGCACCAAACCCAUACAUCAUCGAACAAACUAUUGUUCAGCUCAGAGGAAUUGUCGAUGCUUUAGACCGACUUCAUAAUUUCGAAGGUGGGCGUCCAGAACCCGAUCGCGGAGUUAAUGGCCUCACAAUACGGCUGAACGACUCGAACGUUGUGGAAUCGCAUCUGAGCGGCGAAAGCGAUGCCGGUAGCGACAAUGGACUUGACACUGAAGUGGACGACUACAAGAACGCGGGACAUGCCGAGUCUAUCAGGCAUGGCGAUUUGAAGCCGGAGAAUAUACUGAGGUUCCUUGACACCAGGUUUAAGUCUGGCUUGGGAACUUUAAAGAUUGCAGACAUGGGCCUAGCUAAGCGGCACGUAGUAGCUACACAAGAGCGGGGCAAGGCGACAAGCACAAGAUACGGUACACGGCGGUACGAAGCGCCCGAAACUGUUACCGGUGAGAAUGCCCGCUCCCGGCUCUACGACAUCUGGUCAAUGGGAUGCAUCACUUUUGAGUUCAUCAUCUGGAUCUUAUACGGAAACGACGAAUUGACCAACUUCUACAAACAGAUCGAGGGAAAUGCACAACAAAUUUGCCAGUACUACGAAGUCUUGGACGCGAGCGAACCCGAGAGUGCUAGAGUUCACCCUGUAGUUUUGAAGUGGAUGGAGCACAUACAGAGUAAAGAUCCGGAGUGUUCAGCAGGACGCAUCUCGGCGAUCAAAGAUUUGCUCAAGGUUGUACGCGAGAUGUUGCUGGUCGUCAAUUUACCGCCCAAUAGGAAGAGUGGGACUUUGAGUGGUCGGCCUCUGCUUCCUCCAGCACUCGGUCAAUCCGUCACGCACUAUCGAGCUACUGCUGCGCAAUUUCGGGACGAGCUUGAUGCUAUAUUGAGAAAGCGAAACGUGACCGGUUAUAUGUUCACUGGAAAAGAUCGCGCGAAUGUCAGAACGCCAACCUUCACAGCGCCAAUGCUUUCGCCAAACAGUGCUAAUCUCCCGCUGAACAGUUUGCCGCCUUCAGGGUCGCUCAAGAGUGGAGUGCUUGGGAAACCUAUCGGUGCUGACUACACGCUUCCGCCACUCAAAGACUGGGAGUUCCAGAUCGAUAAUAACUUCGCUGACAAAGUCGUCGCAAGAAUCGGUGGGCAGGAGUUCAUACCGCAAUCACGCAUUUCUCAUCAACUUUGUAGCACAUGCUCCGCACAAGAUUUCCUCGAAGGCGGUUUCAGCAUCGACGAGCGGGUAUCAACGUUGGAAGAUCGUGCGUCAAAAUGCGAUCUGUGCAAAAUGCUAUACGAAGUUCACAAUCAAGCCGAGGAGCCCAAAGGAGAUCGAGCGAUCUUCCAGCGAGAUCAGUCAAACAUCAUCAUGACGGGCGAUUCAUACCCUGUCCUUUCUCUGAUCAGAGGACCAGAAACCGACGUCCCGUGCCCAAUCCAAGUUGGCUUCCCUGAGCUCCCUGAAGCUGGAUCAGACACGUUUUUCAGCCUCAUAAAGCUUUGGCUGGAAGAUUGCGACACUCAUCACACAGGAUGUCAAGGGUUAUCACAAAGCCUGCCGACAAGACUGCUUGACGUGGGCACUAUUGAUAUGCCAACGCUGCGCCUUGUUGAAACGAAGUGGGAUAAGAUCUCAAGCAAACAAUACAUCGCACUAUCGCAUCCUUGGGGAGACACUACAAAGUAUACACCAUUUUGUACCCUUCCAGAGAAUUUAGAUAACCAUCUUGAAGCUAUUCCCGAAGGACAUCUCCCGGCGACCUUUCAUGACGCUGUCAACUGCACACGGAAGAUUGGCAUCCGCUAUCUGUGGGUAGAUUCGCUCUGCAUUAUCCAAGGUGAACAUGGAGACUUCAACGAUGAGUCCAAGAAUAUGGAAGCAGUUUUCAGUGGAGCGUAUUGCGUGCUCGCUGCAAGUCGAGCAAGCACCCAGCGUGAUGGCUUCCUAGAUUCCAGACCACAGCGUGAGUAUAUCACUAUUCCACGCGAGAACGGGAAGCCCUUCUAUGUUUGCAGAACCAUCGACAAUUUCAGUAAGGAUGUGAUUGGGGGGUCAUUGAACAAGAGGGGUUGGGUACUGCAAGAACGCGCGCUGGCACGGCGAACCAUCUACUUCACGGAGAACCAGACAUAUUUUGAGUGUGGUCAAGGCGUACGAUGCGAAACGUUGACCAGACUGCACAAGUAA
Alternaria hordeiaustralica is the source of this 3171-nucleotide messenger RNA. RefSeq lists its product as uncharacterized. Gene Ontology annotation, biological process: protein phosphorylation. Gene Ontology annotation, molecular function: protein kinase activity; ATP binding. The coding region runs from base 1 to 3171 and encodes 1056 amino acids. NCBI's taxonomy places the organism in Eukaryota, Fungi, Ascomycota, Dothideomycetes, Pleosporales, Pleosporaceae. The record is from RefSeq and is a predicted model, not a curated record. The transcript has 2 exons.